Messenger RNA from Biomphalaria glabrata, 14279 nucleotides. RefSeq names its product zinc finger protein 665-like. Gene Ontology annotation, biological process: regulation of transcription by RNA polymerase II. Gene Ontology annotation, cellular component: nucleus. The record is from RefSeq and is a predicted model, not a curated record. Gene Ontology annotation, molecular function: DNA-binding transcription factor activity, RNA polymerase II-specific; RNA polymerase II cis-regulatory region sequence-specific DNA binding. The coding region runs from base 301 to 1638 and encodes 445 amino acids. NCBI's taxonomy places the organism in Eukaryota, Metazoa, Mollusca, Gastropoda, Planorbidae. The transcript is spliced from 4 exons.
CAACAAUAUGGCGGCUGGUCUAGGUAUCACUAUCUGAGAGUAUCUGACCUCCUCGUAAUACUAAUACCGACGACUCAACUUUUAAAAUCUUUAUCUUCUUAUUUUAUAGAUUACAGGAGCAUUUAUUGCAGUUGAAUAGUCACACAGCUAUAAUGAUGCCAUAUCAAUUUUUUUUUUGUUUUAUCUGGUGACAUAAAAGUAUUAGGAAAUAUCUAGAUAUUAAAUGACGUUAUUUUAAUAUAGAACUCAAACAUUUUGUUGUCAAAGACAUCUAAAGAACUAAUUCACUUAAUAGCAAGUAUGGAUGACUUGAAACAAAACAUGAAUGAAUGCAAAAAUGGCAUUAAAAUUGAGAAGAUAGAUUGGUCAGAUACUCCAGAAAACAGCUUUGCUGGGCAAACUUAUGAAUUAACUUUAGCAGAAGAGGCACAAGGAUCUGAAGAACAAAGUCACUCAAGAUCAAUGUUGGAUGAUAUGAAACAAGACUUUACCAAUGAUCUCAAAAAUGUCUUAAAAAUUGAGAAGAAAGAAUCCUCUUUACAUUCAGAGACACACAAAAUGUCCUCCAGUCUUCCUACUUUUGAAGAAGAGACACAGAAACAGAUGGUGAAUUGGAAUGAAGAAAUGACUUUAAUGCAAGACAUGUAUGCAAGAAACACUCCUAACAAAGAUGGCUAUACAGAGAACUCAAAAAAUGAAGCGCACAAUUUUUCUUACAACAAUAGAAACCAGCAGCUGGUGAAUACAGAAAAAAAAUUUGACCAAUUUCAUAUAAGUACAGAAACUUUCUCUGCUUCAUCUAAAAUAUGUAAUGAUGAGAUUUAUUUAGGUAAAAAGUUAUUUAAAUGCAAAAUUUGUCAGAAAGAAUUCACACAGUCAUCUAAUUUAAAACGCCAUGAAAUAAUACAUACUGGUAAAAAGCCAUUUAAAUGCAAAAUUUGUCAGAAGGAGUUCACUCAGCCAUCUAGCCUAAAAUGCCAUGAGAUUAAUCAUUCUGGUAAAAAACUAUUUAAAUGUAAAGUUUGUCAAAAAGAAUUCACUCAGUCGUCUAGCUUAAAAUGCCAUGAGAUAAUACAUUCCGGUCAAAAACCAUUUAAAUGUAAAAUUUGUCACAAAGAAUUCAAUAAGUCUUCUAAUUUAAAAAGUCAUGAAAUAAUACAUUCUGGUCAGAAGCCAUUUAAAUGUGAAAUUUGUCAAAAAGAAUUUACAAAGUCUUCUUACUUAAAAAGCCAUGAAAUAAUACAUUCUGGUAAAAAGCCAUUUAAAUGUCAAAUUUGCCACAAAGAAUUCAAUAAUUCCUCAAACUUAAAAAGCCAUUUAGCAAUUCAUUCUGAUAUAAAGCCAUUUAAAUGUAAAAUUUGUCAAAAAGAGUUCACUCAGUCCUCUCACUUGAAAGGCCAUGAAACAAUACACUCCGGUAAAAAACCAUUUAAAUGUAAAAUUUGUCAAAAAGAAUUCACUCAGUCCUUUAGCUUAAAACGUCAUGAAACCAUGUAUUGUAAUAUAAAACCAUUUAAAAGUAAAAUUUGUCAGAACGAUCUCACUCAGUCAUCUCACUUAAAAUGCCAUGAGUUAUUGCAUUCUGAUAUAAAGCCAUUGAAACGUAAAAUUUGUCAGAUAGAUUUUACUGUCCUCUAACUUAAUAUGUCACUUUUGAAUCCAACAUCGCAAUGCUACAUGAGCUCAACACACUGUCUGUCAUCAUCUGGUCAGACUAUUGUCAGUCGCUCAUUCUCUAGCUUUUCUCAUCUAGCUACUGUUGUCACUAUUUCCCAUUGUAGACCCCAACUCAAUUACAGUCCCAGACUGUCCCUCAUUCUACUGGGUGUACCUUUACAUACUCUAAAUAAACAUUAACAAAAAUAUUGCUAACAACUUGCUAAAUAAAUGCAUUGAUAAUCAUCUAUAUGCCAACUACUUUGUAACACUAAAACUAAUAAAAAUUAUCUUACUCUUACUCUGGCCCCCUAGAAUACUUCCUACAUGUUACAGGAUCUCUGUUGAACAGAACCUACCUAACAUCUGGAGCAAUCUACUCCCAAUCACAGUUCACCAAAAAAAUAAAUACAAAUUCUAGCACUCAACACAGGCCCCUGCAAUCACUUCAGGUGGUGUGUGUCAGUCUCUAUAUAAGCUAUGAAGUACAACUAGACACUAAUACAGUUUCUUAGUCUGCCCUUAGCCUCGAGUAUCGAGUCGCCCUUUGACCUAUACAGCUAAUUGUCACUAUUUCUUUCUUUUGACUGGCCUCUUGUCAAGUCUGUCUGUGUCUGUUAAAUGUGAAAACACUUUUAAAACUAAGGUUACUUCCCUCAAACACACAACACUGAAAGUGAGUAUCUGGUUUUAAAAAUGUAUAACUUUUCAAUACUUACCUGUUAUGUACAUUGGAUAUGCAAGAAAGGUUGCUAUUAAUAGAUUCACCUCCAUUAUAUGAAAAUGUGUAACUGGGUAUGCUAUUUAAUUGUGAUAUUUAUCAAAAAUAAUUUGUUCUCAGUCCUUACAUGCCAUAAAAGAAUUAUUCUGUUACAAAAUGUGCCAAAAUAACAUUUAUAAUUAAUUUAAAGAAAAACAAAUGACCUUUCUAUGUGGAAUAAACCAAAUUGAAUGACAAAUUUUCACAAAGAAUUCUUGACUUGCUUUAAAAAAAAAGUAGUAGCUGUCAGGUUUCUUUACAUUCUUUAAAUUAAAAAGAAAAUAUUAGAAGUAAGAAGUCAGUGUUUUCACCCCAUGCAUGUCUCUGUCUCAGUGUUUGUCCGUAUCAAGGUUUUAAGCAUUUGAUGUUAUCGUUCAAUAGUAUCUUGGCUUUCAGGUAGGUACGCACAUGAAACAGGUUGAUUUCCAUCUGGUGAAGUGUUUGUUGAAAUACUUCUUACAAGAAAUGUUGUUUGUAUGAUUAUGGGCAACCUCAUUGACAUUGCUGUCACAAUGGAUGCAGCCUUGAUGUUCCUUAAUCGUACUGCCUCUGGAUGCUGGAAACCUUUUCAAGAAUGAGAUUAGCACUUCACCAAUAAAUUGUUCAUAUAGUAGUCAGUUGGUGGUUUCAAUUUGUGGAAUCUUUGUUUGUAGUUGUCUCGGCUACAUUUAUAAUAACAAAGCUUUUUUUUCCUUUAACUCACAUAACCAGCAGUGUCCUUGUCACUGAGAAUUUGCACUGCAUUAAGUGCUCAGCCCAACAAAACUAAGAACCUGUUUGGCCCAUUCUUGGUGCGCUUCUCUUUCAAGUCCAUUUUUUUUUUGGUGUCCUCAACAAACUUUGGACUGGAUUUUAUCUUAUUUCUCUGUCUCGUAUCUUAACUUUCUUGUUCACCCACCAACUUCUUUCUUUCUGCUAUCAUUUUUCAGCAUUCUAAUCUUGGCUCUUGAUUCUUCUUCUCUUUUUAUUUUAGCUGUCAUUUGCUUCUCAUGGUAAAACUUCCCAUCAAAGGCCUCUAGUUUUUCAGGUCAAUUAUUUGGCAGUUGUCUAUCCGCAUGUAUGAUAACGUACUGACAUGACCUCACCUACGUGCGUGCGCUCUACUAGCAGAGCGCGCCCGGUCACUGUCUCUCUCUCUCUCUCUCUCCUCUUUUAGUAAUUUUUUUUUUAUUUAGCUGUCACUUGCUUUUCUUUUUAUUUUACCUGUCACUUUCUUCUCUUUUUAUUUUACCUGUCACUUUCUUCUCUUUUUAUUUUACCUGUCACUUUCUUCUCUUUUUAUUUUACCUGUCACUUUCUUCUCUUUUUAUUUUACCUGUUUUUUUCUUCUCUUUUUAUUUUACCUGUUUUUUUCUUCUCUUUUUAUUUUACCUGUCACUUGCAUCUCUUUUUAUUUUACCUGUCACUUGCUUCUCUUUUUAUUUUACCUGUCACUUUCUUCUCUUUUUAUUUUACCUGUCACUUUCUUCUCUUUUUAUUUUACCUGUCACUUUCUUCUCUUUUUAUUUUACCUGUCACUUGCUUCUCUUUUUAUUUUAUUGUCACUUUCUUCUCUUUUUAUUUUAGCUAGCAUUUGCUUCUCUUUUUAUUUUAGCUGUCACUUGUUUCUUGUCAGGUUUCACUACCAAAUGUAACCUUGUCAUUAAAAUUAAUUGAUAGUAAUAACAGAGCUCAACGACAAAUUCUAUUAUUUCAAUAUGGCGCACUCUUUAAAAAUGCCAGUGGUCUAUGGUCACAUUGAAUUGUAAAUGUAAAAUUUAGCCCCAUAUAAAUAUCUGGACAAGUGUUAGAUACACCCUUCCCUCUGAAAAAAAAAAAAUGGCCAGGCAUUCUCUCUAUUACUGAAUACCGUUGUUCUCUGGGAAGCAGUUUUCUGCUCAAGAACUUGACAGGAUGGAGUAGAAAUAAUUUUGAUUUGCCCUAGUUCUGCUUUCCCAGCUUUCCCUGGGUGUCUACCUCUUUGACAAAUGUCACAAGUUUUAAUGCACAUUUUCAUAUACUUAUCAACACCAGGCCAAUAUAAAUGUGAAUAUACUCGAUACUUGGUUCUAUUUAAUGACAUGUCCAGCUUAGGGUGUAGUGUCCUAAUUCAAAAAACUAUUUCAUGUCCAUUCAUAGGGAUUACAAGUUGUGUAAUAUUACCCAAUAGUUAUCUUUUCUUUCAACUUCUCUGUAUACUAGACCUUCUUCAACUAUAAGUGAUAUCAAUCCCUUCUUCUUUUCUUUGUCCAUCCCUAUUUUUCUUUUUCCCAAAAUCUAAAAAAGGGUGACCGGUCACUUCAUCCCUGGUCACUUCUUUCCUGGUCACUUCAUUCCCGGUCACUUCAUUCCCAGUCACUUCAUCCCCGGUCAUUUCACCCCCUGGCCAUUUCAUCCCCUGGUCACUUCAUCCCCCGGUCACUUCAUCCCCUGAUAUUUUGUUCCUGCAACACCACCGAUUACGUCCAGGUAUUUAUUCCAUGUACUUCAAGGGAAUAAAGCCGAAGCAUAGUUAUCUCCUCUGCCACACUGUCUGCCACCACGUACAUAGGUAUCUCCUCUGCCACACUGUCUGCCACCACGUACAUAGGUAUCUCCUCUGCCAUGCUGUCUGGCACCACGUACAUAGGUAUCUCCUCUGCCACGCUGUCUGCCACCACGUACAUAGUUAUCUCCUCUGCCACACUGUCUGCGACCACGUACAUAGUUUUUUUCCUCUGCCACGCUGUCUGCGACCACGUACAUAGGUAUGCUCGAAGUAGGAUAACAGUUCCGGCAUCCCAUCGGGUUGUGGCAUGGACUCGGCGAGUAAUUCAAAGGAAUCACUAAUGUGUUCUUCACGUACAUAGGCCAAAGCCGAAAGACAUCUUACCAUGCCACGUAACUCGUUACAACUGUCAUAGUCACUUUUCAUGCCCAAUUCAUUUACUUUACGUAAUACAGCUUGACAGAGGUGAAAAUAACAUCCCGUUACUCUGCAUGUCUGAAACUUCUCUUGUAAAGCUGUCAUGGCGCUUUCUCAAAGCAUGUAACAAUAAUUUCUGGUGUUAUAUUUGGUACAAGUUCUUUAAUUGCUUCCAGCAAUCUAUCAUAAGUAAGGUUUUGUCCUGAAGCAAGCAGUACAACACUGGGGGAAUCACACCCUGAGUGUAUUGAAAGUGAAUUGUGUAGAGUUGAUCAAAUAAACAGGAGACAACCUUGAAAGUACCAUCGGCAAACCAACAUUUGCUAUGUCAAAGCCAUUCUAGUAACUGUCGGUCACAGAAAACUAGAAAUCGAUUAUUUUCGCUUUUCUCCAAGGAGUCGUAUAAUAGAAACUCCUUGUACACUGUUGGUACCUCAAAGUUUGUAUCAGCCAGAAGAGAUGGCAAAGCUCUACCAAUGUCUUUGUUUCUGAGUCGUUCACGAUGUUGUCUGAGAGUCCUGCUUAUAACACUUUUUCUGGGCAAAGCAAUCAGAACAGAAGGAGGUAAGUUGACUAUUACAUUAGCCUGACAAGCCCCCAGUGUUGUUGUGGUUUCCAACAUCUUCUCCUUUAUUUUUUCUACUGCGUUCUUUGCAAUGGCUUUAUCUCUGUUACAUUCAUGAUUGUGAGUAGAUGAUUGAUUGAUUACAUCAUCUUGGGCAGUAACUAAUGUUACUGGACAUUUGUGUGUUUGAUAUUUGCUACAUCUCCAGUUCAUGUUUCUGUUCAGCACCUUCUUGAGCCAGAAUUCAUAUCCUUCAUAAACUAGGAUAGAUCUGCCUUUACUACUUAAUGUGAACUCCAGAGGCAUUUCUCUAACAGUUCGGGUAGCCAGGCAUGGUCAUAAUUAUUCUAAUCGCACUUCUAUCUCUUAAAAGAUUCCCACUACUUGCAUCACACCUUGGCCUUUGAUCAUUAUGCUAUAGAUAAGUACACAUCCAGAUUUACCAUAUAAUAAUAAAUUUUUCAUUAAGAAUACAAAGUGGAAGAGGAAACACCAUAAACGCAUUAGUAAUAUGUCAUAAAAUGUCAAAAGGAAAGCAUUCUACAUAAUCAUAUUUAUAUAUAAAAUAUUUAAUUGGGGAUGAAAUGACUGGGGGAUGAAGUGACCAGGGGAUGAAGUGACUGGGAACCCUAAAAAAGAACUACCAUUUAUUUGAUCCUCUUUAAAAUCUAUGUCCUAUUACAUCCACUUACUUAAGCCAAUGCUGUCAUUAUCUUUCGGUUUGACACUAUUGUCUUCUGCUUUCAUAGCAUCACUAUAUAAAAUGUCUUAGCCUGAUCAAUAUUUUUAAUAAUGAUAUCCAUGAAAUUUGCUGCCACAAAAACUCAUUUUAAAAAUGGAAUAUCAUUGUCUAUCCAAGCAAGUGGUUACUGAAAGGUUUGUCCGUCUAUUAAUUUUGAAGUAAAAAACACAUCUAUCUUCCAACUUUCUUUUAAUAUUUCUCGUACGCCAAUUAUGCUCACCCCUGUAUCUCUCAUUACAGUAAAUUUUCAAUCUCUUAGCAAUGCCUCAACCAUUUUCAAUCCUCCUAAUGAUCUAUCCUUAUAUUCUAUAAAAUCUAAUGUAUCAGUAUGAUGUACAAAUAAUACACCUUGUUGCAUCAUUUCUGGUAAUGUUCAUAGUCAUUGCUGUGUUGGACCUCUGUUCUCAUUUAGCUUUACUUGACAUCAUUGAGCAAUAUCUUCACCCAUUCCACAACUAUAGCAUAUUACUUGUGUCCCAUCUAUGGUUAUAUUAAUAGGACAAUGACUGAUAGAUUGACCAGUGGUACCAAAUGCUACAUAUGGAAUAUCAUUAUUAAUUACCCUGUUAUUUCCUUUACAAUAUUUGUUGAGCUUUUCGAGGCAUCUCUGAAUCGGUCUAUACAGUCUAAGACCUCUGGGGCUGAAGUUGGCUUUCAUAAUAAAAUAUUUUUAGUGCUUCAGAAAAAAGCAUAAUGUAGAGUCUAUCUCUCAGUAUAAGGUCAAUUAUACUCUCUACUGUCAUUGGGGUUUGAGAUAUCUUAAGCCAAUUAUGAAAUGCCCAUUUCAAAUGGACAUAGAAAUCUUUCAUAUCAUCCGUCUUUGGGAAAAGUUCAUGCUACAGUUUUUGGCAGACUUCUUCUGUGAGUUGGGGAUUGUUUUAGGAGCUCACCCAUAACAAAGUCAUAGUCUGUGAGUUGGGGAUUGUUUUAGGAGCUCACCCUUAACAAAGUCAUAGUCUGUGUCUGUAUCAAUUUCAUUUAUAUUAUAAAUAUUUUCAUUUCAUUUGUGAGUACUGGCCAUCUUGUCUUAGAUAUGUUGCUAACAGUAGCAGUUGUUUCAAAAAGCUCUUAAGUAAAUUACAUUCCUCAUUUUCUGUCAUGCAUUUGAGGUCAUUGUUUAUUCUGUGGGGGAUUGCUGUUAACAGUUAUUUCUUUAUUGUCUAUUUCAUGUUUUUGUGCUAGUCAUUUGUCCUCCAUUUUUCUUACAUGUCUUCUCUCCUCCACUUCCCUAGUCAGUUCAUUUUCUCUUGGGCAUCUAUAUAUUUAACAUUUUGCCCUUUAACCCCAACAUCUCAGCCUGGGCUACUAUCAUCUUGAAUGGAGGAUGCAUAAACUUUGUCAUUUUCCUUCAGUGAUAUUUUUAUAUUAAAAUAAAAUAAUAUAGUUACAAACUAGUUACAUUAAAAAAAUAAGCAAAAUUAAAAUAAUACAGAGCUUGCUGCUUCUAUCAAUGGGAUUGUCACAUACUCGUUUUAGACUCAUGGUGACAUUGUAAUCAGUUGAUAGCUGCUGCCUUUUUCACGUGGAAAAUUAUUGGUCUGUAACUGACCACGAGGUGAAAACCUCAGUUAAGUUUGGGUUUCUGCAGAGCUAGGAUGUACAUGUAUUUUCUCUGCUGUAAUAUUGUAUAUUGAUUGUGUACUUAGAAUAUUUCACUGGAUUAUGUGAUAAAAUGUAUAUUCAUUGAUGGCGGAAUUUGCCAGCCUAUGUAUUUCUUAUUUAUAUGUAAUAAAUGGAGAGUCUGCUAUCAGAGUAGUUCACUUGUUUCUAUUGAUAGCUGUUGUGCUGUUAUAUUAGCUGUAGACUUACGAGAUAAAAAGUAGUAUAGACUUAAGUGGAACAAGGCAACUUUAAUCAUACUAAUAUCUAAUAUGUUCAAAUAAAUGUCACACAAGAGUGGUGACAGGGAUUCAACAGGUAAUCCAAAAGGCUAAAGACAAUAAUCCAUGGGUAAUCCAAUCCUGUGAUUUCUUUUAGUCUAAUCAAAGCAAAUAAUCCAACAGGUAAUCCAAUUAUGAGAAUAAAAUAUAAAAUAAUGGCCUUUACAUAUACGCGGCACAUAGAACGUACCACAAGAGUUAAAUGUAUAAAUAUGAUAUUUAACAGCAGCUUCUUCAGGAACACAUAAGCCAGUUAAAGAAAAUUCAGUAUAAUUCAAAGAAUUAGCUAAUAGGUAAUCCAAUUAGGAGGAGAAAUAUUUAAAUGGCCAUGCAUAUAUACUUUUAUUUGGAGGGUACAAAAGCAUGCAAUUAAAUAUAAAUAGUGAACACAUUAGGCAUGUUAAAAUCAUUAUUAUUAGAUUUAACAAAAGCCUAAAAUGCAGAUGAUGAGUUUAAGCUCAGGAUGGACUUAAAAUCCUUUUUUAGUACAUGUACUGUCAUCUUUUCAUCCACACUCUGCAUUUUAGGCUUUAGAUCUGCAUUUUCUGGAUACAAUGUUUUGCUUCAGGUUACAGUGUAUUCAUCUUUUAUCUCACACUGAAAUUCCAACUGCUAUGCUACAAUUGCAUAGGCAGAUCUAUAACUGGAUACAAUAUGCAACUUCACUGUUUUGGUACAAUUGUUACAUCACUGGAGAUUGAUGUAUCCAUUGCAUGUAGUUGUUUUGCAUGCUCCCCAAAAUGUCAGGUUGCUCUUGAUAUAUGUAUAUGUACUUCAAUUAUCACUACCUAUUGUAACCUAGUUAUGAAUAUAACUGUGAUAACUAAUAUAAAGUUAGAAUGAAGAUUCAGAAUGUUGAUUUACUGACAUAUAACUUGUUUAUAGAAAAUAUAAAUAAAAUACAGGCACAAUUCUGGCAAAUGAAAUAUUCAAUAUAAAUUAAUAUUCUAUAGAGCCAUAUUCCAUGGACUGAAUAAUAGUUACAAAAGUUAUUAAAGUCAAUAGUACUCUAUACUUCAACUCUAGAAACUAAAGGCCACAUUAACAUUUAGUUACAAUCCAAUAAAAUAAAAGACUUCUCAUAAAGCAAAACAAAUAAAUCUUCAAGUCAACAACCUGACUGGCUCCAAUGCUUCUCUAAAGUUAACAGGAGACCCAGACUGACCAGAACUCAGUCCUUAGACUUCUCAGUUUAUUUGAGCUUUUCACUUGUUUCUCUUCCAAUGUCCUUUUUAAUCUCAUUUUGUCCUCUCGAAUUUGUCACUUUCUCUCUUGCAUUUUCUCUCCUUUUCUUUAUCAUCUCUUUCUUCUUUUUGCUUGAUGAUUUUCAUAACCCACUCAUCUAACUUGUAUCCUAGACUUUUUUUCCUGUUUCAUACAAAUUCAAAAGUUGGCUGCUAUGUUUCUGACAUUUUAUGGGCUUAAAGGCCAGGCAACCCAAAGCAUUAAAACAAUACUUGUACAAAAAUAUAAUACAAAUUCAAUAUAUGUAGACUAAUGUGAACAUUUACUAAAUAAAAUAUUAAUUUAAUCAUAACAGCCAAAAUUUAACACUGUACAAUAAAAUAAAAUACUCCAAUUAUAUAACAACAAAGCUUCUUACAUGAGUAGGCUUUAAGGGUAGACACACUGAUCUUUCCAAUUAAACAAGUCCUCCUAAUAUAAUAUAGGUUAUAAAGAUUUCUCACCAUAAAUACAUUGACAAGCACCCUUGUUACCUUGUGCUAGGAUUUGGUAGUCAGAUUAGUGCUCUUCAUACUGGCAAGUUAGUCCAGCAGUAUUUAGUGGUUCCUAACUAUAUUACUUAGGCUACUAAUUACUGCCUCUAAGUAAUUAAUCUACCAAGUUAAACAAAUUACAUAGGACUUUAUUUUAAAAAAAAAAGAUGAUUUACAAAUGCAUAAAUAAAGGCAAUAAACAUUUAAAAAAAAGAAAGAAUGAACAGUUUAAAACAGCAAUACAGUUACUGGUCAUAUAUAUAGGAGUAAUCAAAUGACUUUUUCCACUGAGACACACAAAUGUCUCAUAUCCAUAACAAUAGUCUCUCUAUUGCAGUGUUUCCCAAACUUUUGACUUAUGCGUACCCCUUCUAGAAUUUUGGUAAGGCUGAGUACCCCUCCUCGCCCCCUCACAAAAAGGAUUUAUAUAUAUUUUAAUAAAAUUCAAAAUUUAAUAUUAUUUUUUUUGUAGGCCUACAUACACAAAAUAAUAAUUAAUCUAUCACAAGUAUUCAAUUAGUGAUUUUAUUUUUUGCAUGCAUCAGAGACACAUCAUGCAUAUUCUAAAAAAAAUGGAAACAUAGUUUUUACAUUGAAAAAGUGGGCGUGUCCACUGAAGCUGUAACAUCCCUAUCCAUUUCCUGAUCUUUGUAGAAAUUCGUCUUAAAAUGUAAAAUAGAGCAGUAUUUGAGUUUGUAAAAACUUAAAACAAAUAAUAAAAAGUAUUUAAAAUGUAUGAUCUUAUUCUAAUUUAUAAACUAAAUGUUUGUUUUUUUUUAAAUUUAGUUAACUAUGUGCAACCCCUACCCCCUAAAAACUCUUACCGUACACCUGGGGGAUAUGCUACACCUGGGGGGUAUGCGUACCACAUUAUGGGAAACACUGUCUUAUUGAUAAUCUGAUCAUAAGAGUAUAGAGCAAAAACCGGUCUGAUUCAUACAUGUGAGGAUAACUUUCUAACUAAAUAUUUAUAGAGACUAAGUAGAUAUAUAUUUACAUUAAUCAUUUUAUAAUAAUGAUGUGAAUAAAUAAAAACUUCAAUACUUUAUGAAAGGGAGAAUAUAAACACCUAUUUUCCCUUUUGUCUGGUAUACAGUAAUUGUAAAAUGUCAGAGCUGUGAGUGUCCAUGUUCCCCUAUAGCUCAAGCAAAAAGAAAGCAUGAAAUUGUACACGAUUUUUUCUUUAAUCAUUAUAAAUUUAGGCAUAAAAAGAGACAAACUAUGUGUGCAAUAAAAUGUGGAUAAAAAUAAUUUAGAAAAUAAAGAUGUUUCUUUACUUAAUACUCAUUUUGUAAAUGUGGUAAAUAACUAAAAAAUUGUGUACAGUUAGUUGACUUUUCAUACAAUAUGUCAUUAGUGAAUGUGUAUGUGAUUGUAAAUUCACAAUAGUCUGAAGCAUUUAAAAAAGAAUGUUGAAUGUUUGCUAAUAGGGUUCUGAUGUAUUUUGUAUAGAAAAGAAAGAUCUUUAUGUUUUGUGUUAUAAUUUAUAAUUAGAAUGAAUGGCUUGUCCUUUUUUACUUUUGAUACAUUGAUGAAGCUUCAGCUUGCAUUUUAUAAUAAAAGUCUUUUGGUGUAAUCAUCUUCAAUCAAGUUUUACAUUUAUCACAAUAUCAUUGAUCUAAUUUUCAUUGCUAUAUGUGAAGAAAACGCUAUGAAGCUGCAUUUAUUAAUCUAUACAUUUUUAAAAUUGAAGAUAUGACUUAAAGAAAUCUUCAUAUUAUUUCUUUAAAGUUACCAUUUCUCUUUGUCAUGAUAUAAUGUCUUAAUUGUAGUUCAAUGUAAGAAUGAUGGUCUGAUUACAUGAAUGGCUACAUUUUGAUUGUUAUCUAACAAUCUUAGAGACAAUUGUGAGCAAUUUUACACAGCACUAAAAUUGCCUUGUAAAAAUCAUAACUAGAAUGUUACUAACCACUUUGGUAGAAAUAGUUGUAAGUGUCUAAGUUGUGUUCAUACAUUUUAUUAUUAGAACGUUGUCUUGCCUAUAUUUCGGUAACAAUUAUACACAUUAUGAUUUAAUAUCAGGUGACCGAGCCUCGCUCGGAUGAAUAAUUUGUGAAGGAAGGAUAUAUACCCGAAGUCAUUUUGGGAAUAUUGUUGUAAUUACGAAAAUGAACGAUGGGGUAAAGACUAUCGAUCCGAAUAGUAGCUUUUUCGUUCUGUCAGUUCUCAAUGUAAUAGUACAUGGCGAUUUGAAUAGAAAGUCCCCCCAACAGUAAGCCUAUAGAAAACCACAGCUCACGUCUUAACGUUUUACAUUGCUUCUUUCGCGUAAAACUAUUGGGCUAUUGUUGUAAUUACGAAAAUGAACGAUCAGAUAAAGACUACUAAUCUGAAGAGUUGCUUUAGUGUUCUGUUAGUUCUAAAUGUAAUUGCACAUGGCGAUUAAAUAUAAAGUCUCUUAAGUCCUCCUAUAGUCUAGACCAACCACAUCUCACAUCCGUCUUAUAGUUUUACAAUUCAUCUUUUGCGUAUAACUACUGUAGGCCUACUAUUAUUGGCUUGGAAGAAAGUCUUUGCAGUGUUACUUCUCAGAUGGUUACGUUCAGACAUUUAAUUAUGGAAUUAGUAUACAUUCAUUAUGGCUUUAGUACGAAACAUGAAGUGACGCAAAUCUCUACGUUAUAGGGUAAAAUAGGCACUUUGUGACAAAGUAAAAUGGCAAUUUUUUUCUUAAUAGACUUAAAUCAUUGCAUUAGUUUUCUAAAGAAACGUUUCCGUGGGGCACCUCUGUUACGCCGAAAAAUAUGUUCGUCCCCCAUACGGGAUACGUGCCCUGCCCAGCCUGACUGUGGGACUAUAAGAAGUUCGCAAGUAAGGCGCAGAGAAGCUGUGUUAUGACCAUUUCCUUUGUUUUGGUACAGGACAGUAGACACCGAAGCAUGAACACAUGGUAAUAAUUCACCAGCAAAAUAAUAAUAAUAAUAAGGUUUGUCUUCGAGUCCGAAAAUUAAUGAGGAUUGCAGCUGUGACCUACAUAUUUUGCCACAUACAGGGCAAGCAUAACCAUUGUCCGCGGUGAUCGAUUAAGAUUUUCUUUUAGCGUCUACGUCUGUCCUCGGCUGCAGAUUUUAUUUUGGUCUCAAAUGUGUAUCCGCGUCCUUUGUAUAGAUGGAAUUCUUUAAGUCCGACAGUUACGCUGGACAGAGCAGUAUCCUGUAUGGGAGACGAAUCUCAGACGAACGUAUGCCAAAGGCAGUCUUUUUUGGUGAGCUAAAAAGUGGUCGACGUAACACCGUAACGCUUAAAAGUUUAGGCGCCAACUUGCCUUAGCUGACAUAGAAGAUAGCACAGAACGAGACAGCUGGAGGUCACCAGCAAAAUAAAUAACAAUGUAAAAGGUAUCUUCACCACUCUACGCAAUUAAAGAGUAAACAAUUUAUUAAGCACUUAAAACACAAUAACUAAUCAUACAUCGGCACAUUUAAUUUCAUUACUUUUCUUUCAUAGUUCUAUAAUAAAUCAAUCUACAGUAAGAUGGUGCGCAAAUGUUUAAUUAGGUCUAAUGGUUCUUUAAAACUUGUUCUUGUUUGCAAAGAAAUAUUUUAGUAUACUGCGAUAAGCCUAGUGACGUAAGCAGCGUUUUUCCCGUUUACGUCAUGGAAAAUUUUCAUUCUAGCCAAAAUUAAUUUUUCGAUAAUGAGACAUUUUCAAACCGAUAUAACGGUCGACCUCGAGUUUUCCCGAUGUGGCCAAUGAGUCGAGAAUUUUUUUCUCACUAAUAUGCACGUACCUUGAAAUUUUUAAGAAAAUCGUUAGAGCCGUUUUUGAAAUAAAAUAUAUAUAUAUAUAUAUAUAUAUAUAUAUAUAUAUAUAUAUAUAUAUAUAUAUAUAUACAUACAUACAAGAAUUGCUCGCUUAAGAGUAUAGGAUUUUCAUUAUACAUGUUUAAAACACAUCUACUUGCACAUUCUAAAAAAGUCAAUGUUAUGGAUGUAACGCAGCAUGGUGCGAAUGUGGGUAUUGAAUGGAAGGGAGGUUAUACAAAUUGGUAGCCUGAAAAUAUGAACAUGAACAGAGUUUCCAAUAUUAGGAUAACAUUCUUUAUCAGAAUAUUAAAGUGAUUAUAAAAUAGAA